UCUCACUGCACCGUCAGCAACCGGUAUGAACUCGAAGAAAGUCGAAGGCCACUAAACUUUGCACCAGCACUCGAUCGCGUUAGUCUCUCCAUGUGUUCACUCUCCACAACAAAGAAAACAUUCUAUGCCAUGCGCCGCCACAUUUCUAGUAGUCUUUUCGCUCGAUAUUCGUGAUGAAUGCGAGGACGGCUAGGGAUCGUAUCCGCGUGUCCUCUCGCUUUUAUUUUUUCCUAUUCUCCUCAACGAGCUCAGCUUUCGAAAUGGCUAUGUAUCUAGGUUGUGCUGGUCCAUAUACGCCUAGAGUCCUCGUUCCCCACCGAAUACUGUAUUCAUGACAUACAUACCCUUGGAUCUAUCACAUUUAGCGUCUUGCGCACAGGAACAAGACAGAACGGUCUAAAACAAGAAAGAGACCCCCUCUUCCAUUUUUAUUUCCUGUGUACAUUAGACCUUUCAUCCGGAUUCCAAGGACUUGGAGCUGGGCCCGGGUAUUGUACAGCGCUAAUUGGGAUAACCCUAACCGUCACCUCUAAUUUAGUCUUCCGAUUAUAGUAAGGUAACUUUUUUUUUUUUAUAUAUAUAGCUCAACUUUUUCUUUUCCUUGUGUAACAGGCAAAUUUCUUUGCCCCUCAUGUUGGUCCAACAAUUAUGCAGCAGUAUGGCGCAUGAAUAGACUAUAGCCGAACUUAGUAGGAAGAAGCUAGCGUUGGUCGCU
Messenger RNA from Aspergillus pseudotamarii, 715 nucleotides. RefSeq lists its product as uncharacterized. The transcript is spliced from 2 exons. The coding region runs from base 174 to 335 and encodes 53 amino acids. The record is from RefSeq and is a predicted model, not a curated record. NCBI's taxonomy places the organism in Eukaryota, Fungi, Ascomycota, Eurotiomycetes, Eurotiales, Aspergillaceae.